Symbiodinium natans is the source of this 654-nucleotide messenger RNA. The record is from the annotation of a GenBank genome assembly. NCBI's taxonomy places the organism in Eukaryota, Dinophyceae, Suessiales, Symbiodiniaceae.
AUGACGGGCCUCCAAAGUGGCGCAAUCUGCUCCGCCUUCUACAGUGGGACCGUCAGCGUCGGUCGUCGCAUGGUUUGCCCAGUACCAGUGCAACAGUUGUGGCCACGUGCCAACCUCUCUUGCUUGGGACUUGGAUGUGUCAACUUCACGCCAGCCGGAUCCUACAACAAGGACGCCCGCUUUUGUCAUCUCUGUGGGGAGCCACUGCCGCUUCCUCGUGUGCCCGCGGUGGUCACGGGCGAGGGCAGCCGCCUUGCAGUCAACCUCGGGGAGGUGGCCGCAGCUGCUGCGCUGGAAGCCCUCCGGCAAGAAGCAGGAGGCGGCGGCGGUGGCGGCGGUGGCGGCAGCAUGGGCAGUCACCUGGCCGUGCGCUCCGAGCCAAACCUCCGUGCACCACAACAGCCACAGCGGCCACAGCGGCCACAGCGGCCACAGCGGCCCGCGGUGGCAGAGGAGAGGCCCAAGGCCCCGCCAGCGUGCUCCACAGGGAAGUAUGAGGGCCCCCCGAAGUGCCGUAAGCAUCGAGAUGGUGGCAAGCGGCUGCUACAAGCCCCAGGCCGGCCGCUGCCGGGGCGGCCGAAAGACCUGCCGUGGGGCACCAGAGAAAGCCAGGUGGCGCAUUGGCUAGAUAAUAUUCGGCCGAGGCGGCCAUGA